Acanthoscelides obtectus is the source of this 1144-nucleotide messenger RNA. The record is from the annotation of a GenBank genome assembly. NCBI's taxonomy places the organism in Eukaryota, Metazoa, Arthropoda, Insecta, Coleoptera, Chrysomelidae.
GUAUACUACAUUAGUAUCCAGUCGCGAGUAUCGAGUAGCGCACGGUCCGUACACACGACAUUGAAUCGCAAGACGCGAAUUGCCUAUUCAGCCACUAUAGGCUAAACAGAUCACACUUUUACGAAAAUGUCUGAAACAAGUGAUGAUGAAACUAUAAUUUUGUACUAUUUUUAUCGGAAACAAAGAAAUCGUCGUAACAGAAGAUACUGGGUUCAUCCGUAUAUAGAGAGAAACAUAAAGUGCAGACUGUUUGUAGCUGCAAAAGAAUUACAACAAACAGAUGCGAAAUUCUUAUCAUUGUACAGGAUGUCCAAAGAGAGUUAUACACAUUUAGUGGAGUUACUUGUUCCACAUAUACACCAGAGAGAUACACACAUGAGAGAGUGUGUGAGCGCAGAGGAAAGGAUUCUAAUAACAAUCAGGUAUUUGGCAACUGGCGCAACAUCGAUUUCCUUAUAUUUUGCUCGAGGAGACUCUACAGUAUCAAGAAUAAUUGGAGAAAUAACAGCAAUCAUAUGGGAUGCCUUGAAAGAUAUUUAUAUGCCAACACCGGAUAAAAAUCAAUGGAAAAUAAUAGCACAAUAUAAUAAAUAGCAUCAUUUACUAUGGAAUUUGCCUAAUUGUUUGGGUGCUCUAGAUGGAAAGCACAUAAGAAUAGCAAGGCUACCAAACUCAGGAUCGCUUAACUUCAACUACAAGUCGUAUCAUUCAAUUGUUCUCAUGGCAUGCAGUGACGCUGAUGGCCUCUUUACAUACAUCGAAACAGGAUUUGCUGGCAGGAACAGUGAUGGUUCUAAGCACUGCGAUAAGAUGCCACGACAAUAUAAAGAUUAAUAAUAUUGUAAAAUCAGUAUGUAUUUUACACAACUAUGUUAGGAAAAGAGAAGGGCUUCCAUAUCGUGCGUAUGAAGAAAAUUCCAAUAGUACACAUGGUAUAAUACAACCUCAGCAAAUUCAAUUGAAUGCGCAAUCUUCUCCGAAUACGUUAAGAAACUAUUUAGCUAACUACUUUCUUAAACCUCAGGUAGCACUCCCAUGGCAAUAUAAUUGUAUUGUAUAAAUUUUUUUAGUCUGUUUAAAUAACAAAAUUCUGUAAAUGCAAAUAAAUAUUUUACUGGACCACACACCAUUAAGUACUGUAGCA